Paramisgurnus dabryanus is the source of this 5160-nucleotide messenger RNA. It is a transcript of the gene brsk2a, whose product is annotated as BR serine/threonine kinase 2a. Gene Ontology annotation, molecular function: protein serine/threonine kinase activity; ATP binding. Gene Ontology annotation, biological process: protein phosphorylation; intracellular signal transduction. Lineage: Eukaryota; Metazoa; Chordata; Actinopteri; Cypriniformes; Cobitidae. The record is from RefSeq and is a predicted model, not a curated record. Gene Ontology annotation, cellular component: cytoplasm.
CCGGCCACUCCGCAGACAGCAGCCGCACAGGCGGACACGAGCCGCGCAGGUCCUCGCGAUGCCCGUCGGAUAUUAAGCCGCCUGGCUCACUCCAUGAUAAGGACACGUUAAAAUACCCCCUUCCCACCUCAGCAACAAACUUUGGCUCUUACGGGUGCCCGAGAGAAAGACAUCUAGAUUUUGGAGUAAAGCGCAUCCUCGAGCGCAGCGCAGCUAUAAGAGGAUUGCUGGAUCCCAGUAAACUGCAACGCCGCGAAGUGUGUUUAGACGGGAAAAAUGUCAUUGUCUGGAAAAGAAAACAGCACAGCCCCACAUGCCAAUUACGUGGGACCCUAUCGCUUAGAAAAGACUCUCGGAAAAGGACAGACAGGUCUUGUAAAGCUCGGCGUGCACUGUGUCACGUGUCAGAAAGUCGCCAUAAAGAUCGUAAAUCGAGAAAAGCUCAGCGAAUCUGUGUUGAUGAAGGUGGAGAGAGAGAUCGCCAUUCUGAAGCUAAUAGAACACCCACAUGUUUUAAAGUUGCACGACGUCUACGAAAACAAGAAAUAUUUGUAUUUGGUCUUAGAGCAUGUGUCUGGUGGGGAGCUGUUCGACUAUCUGGUAAAGAAGGGCAGGCUGACACCCAAAGAAGCUAGAAAAUUCUUCAGACAGAUCAUCUCAGCUUUAGACUUCUGCCACAGUCAUUCGAUAUGUCACAGGGAUCUGAAGCCAGAAAACCUGUUGCUGGACGAGAAGAACAACAUUAGGGUAGCAGAUUUCGGCAUGGCGUCCCUGCAGGUGGGCGACAGUCUGCUGGAGACCAGCUGUGGGUCUCCUCAUUACGCUUGUCCUGAAGUCAUCAGAGGUGAGAAAUAUGAUGGAAGGAAAGCAGACGUUUGGAGCUGUGGGGUCAUUUUGUUUGCUCUGUUAGUGGGAGCGCUGCCGUUUGAUGACGAUAAUUUACGAAACUUGUUAGAGAAAGUGAAGCUGGGCGUGUUUCAUAUGCCUCAUUUCAUUCCGCCGGACUGCCAGAACCUUCUGCGAGGAAUGAUCGAGGUCGAUGCCGGCAAACGGUUAACGUUGGAGUUGAUCCAGAAGCACACGUGGUACAUAGGAGGCAAGAACGAACCGGAACCCGAGCAGCCGGUUCCCAGGAAAGUAGCGAUUCGCAGCGUUCCCUCAGCGGAUGACAUCGAUCCAGACGUACUGGAUAGCAUGCACUCGCUAGGGUGCUUUCGUGACAAGAACAAACUGAUGAAGGAUCUGCUGUCAGACGAUGAAAAUCAGGAGAAGAUGAUCUAUUUUCUUCUGUUGGAUCGUAAGGAGAGAUACCCAAGCCAUGAGGACCAGAACCUCCCACCACGCAAUGAUAUCGAUCCGCCUCGGAAGCGUGUGGAUUCACCCAUGUUGAACAGGCACGGCAAGAGGAGGCCGGAGAGAAAGUCAAUGGAGGUGCUGAGCGUUACAGAAGGAGGUUCACCCGUACCUGCCCGAAGAGCCAUCGAUAUGACGCAACAUGGACAGAGGUCACGGUCCAUCAGCGGCGCGUCCUCUGGUCUCUCCACCAGUCCCCUCAGCAGCCCACGGGUGACACCCCACCCCUCUCCAAGAGGCAGCCCUAUCCCCACCCCCAAAGGAACGCCGGUACACACGCCUAAGGACAGCCCAUCGGGGACACCCAGCCCUACGCCGCCCCCCAGCCCCUCUAUUGGGGGAAUGCCCUGGAAGACGCGCCUCAACACCAUCAGGAACAGUUUCCUGGGCUCGCCGCGCUUUCAUCGCAGGAAAUUGCAAGUUCCCACGCAAGAGGAAAUGUCCAGCCUGACGCCAGAGUCUUCCCCAGAGCUCGCCAAAAAAUCUUGGUUCGGUAACUUCAUCAACCUUGAGAAAGAAGAGCAGAUCUUCGUGGUCAUAAGGGACAAACCGCUGAGCUCAAUAAAGGCCGACAUCGUCCACGCCUUUCUCUCGAUACCCAGCCUCAGUCACAGCGUCAUCUCGCAGACGAGUUUUCGGGCCGAGUACAAAUCUACGACCGGUCCCACCGUCUUCCAGAAGCCUGUUAAAUUCCAGGUGGACAUCACUUACACCGAGAGCAUGGCGGCCACCAAGGAAAACGGCAUUUAUUCAGUCACCUUCACUUUGCUCUCAGGUCCAAGCCGGCGUUUUAAGCGGGUGGUGGAGACUAUUCAGGGACAGUUGUUAAGCACACACGACCAGCCGGGUGUCCAGCAGCUGUCUGGUUUUAUCCAGAAAUCGUAUUAAAACUCCGCCCCCCACUCCUACUUCACAUCCCGUGAUGGGCAUUUAUUCACCGAGGGCACUUUUCAUGACGAACUUGCAGGUUACCGUGGAGACGGACCUUCAUCUUUUGUCACACUCUUUCAUUUCCACGUUCCGACACCUUGACUCUCAACGAGGAUUACCGUACAAACACACACGCUUGUUCCCGUUCAAUCCUAUACCAUUAACUGUUCACACUUACACAAACACACGGGCUCUGUUUUAAAACCUAGUAUGCUGUCUACAGAGGAGGAGCAUAGCAGUAUAGGCGUCUCACUAAAGUAGGACAUUUCUGGUUAUUCUGCUGAAUAAGAUGUUUGCUUUGCAAAAAAACAAUCCCAUAAUGCACUGCAAAAUGUUUUUUAGAAAAAUUCCUCCAAGAGUAAUAUUAAUAAAAGUUUGUGUCCGAAAAGAGCCCCCAUUCCUUCAUUCAGUAUUCAACAAGUUUUCGUUAUUCAUUAUUGCGGUGCAUUGUGGGAUUGAAUAAGUGCACUCGAUAAUGUUCACUAUAAUUUCAGCAACAUGAUCUCACAAAUUACGUGAAAUAGUCGAAAAAUAUUUAGCUCAUAUUUACGUGUCAUUGUCACAUAUUUCCGCCAUUUUAGGUGUCCGUGCCAUGACUUUCUUUUCGUCUCAGUUUCACAUAUUGGUUACUCAACUGUUUUUCCUAUUUUGAAACCAUUGUCGCUUUGGUUUGGGGUUAGAUUUUCUGUUUGCGCUAGGAUGUCACUUUAACUAUUUUUUUGUAUGCAUUUUAAACCAUUGUCGCCUGAUGUUAGGAUUAGAGUUGGGUUUGGGUACAGUGCAAAAAAUUAUUUUCAAAAAAUAAAAUUCUUGUCUUGUUUUCAGUAAAAAUCAAGAUGCUUUUUCUUUAUGAGCAAAACAAGAAAAUAAGUCUAGUUUUAAGACCAAAAAUAUCAAGUUUAAGUGAUUUUAUGCAGAAAUCAAAUAAGCAAAAAAAAAAGGGGGGCAAAUGGGGUAAGCAAAAAAUCUUGAAAAAUUUUCUUGAACACUAAAUUCCAGAAAAAUGUAAGAAAAAUUUGCUUACCCCAUUAGCAGAUUUUUUGCUUGUUUUAUGCACAAAAUCACUUAAAUUUGAUAUUUUUGGUCUAAAAACUAGACUCAUUUUCUUGGGUCGUUUUGCUCAUCAAGAAAAAGCAUCUUAAUUUAAUAAUUUUUUGAUAUUUUUGCUGAAAACAAGACAAAAAUACUAAAAAAAUUUUUUCUUGAAAAUAAUUUUUUGCAGUGUAAGGAUGUCAUUUUAUGUAACAUAACAUCGUUCUAACUCAAAACUGAAGCGACAAUAGUAAGAAAACAGGAAACACGAAAAGAAAGUCAUGGCACGGACACGUAAAAUGGUGUAAAUACAUGACAAUGACAUGGAAAAUGAGCUAAAUAUUUCGUGACUAUUUCACAUAAUUUGUGAGAUCGGGUUGAAUUUCAGACACCACACUGCAAAAAAUUAUUUUCAAGAAAUAAAUUCUUAGUAUUUUUGUCUUGUUUUCAGUAAAAAUAUCUUAAAAUUCUUAAAUGAAGAUGCUUUUUCUUGAUGAGCAAAACGACCCAGGAAAAUAAGUCUAGUUUUUAAACCAAAAAUAUUAAAUUUAAGUGAUUUUGUGCAUAAAACAAGCAGAAAAAUCUGCCAAUGCGGUAAGCUAAUUUUUCUUGAAUUUUUCUUGAAUUUAGUGUUUAAGAAAAAUUUUCAAGAUUUUUUGCUUACCCCAUUGGCAGAUUUUUCAAAAAUUUGAUAUUUUUGGUCCAAAAACUAGACUCAUUUUCUUAAGAAAAAGCAUCUUAAUUUAAGAAUUUUUAGAGAUUUUUACUGAAAACAAGACUAAGAUUUUUUUUCUAAAAAAUAAUUUUUUGCAAUGCACUACAAAAUGGCCGUCUCCUCAAACACUGCACAUUUUUUAAGGGUUUAAUGAGCUAUUUCGGACACAGCCUGUCUUGGUGUUAGCUUACAUCAUGCUAAUGCCAAACUCCAUUGACGUCAAUGGCUAUGAACGGCAUUCCAGAUUUUAGUAGGAUGUUGUUUUAAAAAGCAGCUGUUUAUGUAGACGUCUCACUAGGUUUUGAAACCAAGCACAAUAUCAGAUCUACUGUAAGCACACAAAACUCUUGGAUGUUUGCACUUAACUCAAUAAAGAGCGCUGAAGGAAAAAAGACAAACUGAAACUUGGAAAGCUUGACCGGAGGAGAUGUGAAACUUCAUGGAUUGUAUGGAUUUGUGUGCAUUUAUUUAUUUAUGACUUUUCGAAUGAUGAACUCAUUGCUGCAAAAGGACCGAACUUCGGGAAGCAUUCGGGAUUCGGACAAAGGGUCGGGUGGGUUAGAAUCAAAUUAAUAUAACGAAUUAAUCUCUUGUACAAAUUGAACAUACUUCUGUAUAAAUGCAAUGUCCUGUAGACGUGACACUAGGUUUAGUUUUGUUGUAGAUUUGGAUUUCUAACCUUGUGUUGCCAGUCUUUAUUAUUUCCCCCCAUGUACCCAACUGACAAAUCCAGCUAAAACCAGCAAAAAACAUUUUAUUCUCCCAGCCUGGUUUUAGCUGGUUUGUGGUGUAGCAGGCUAAUUUUAGAGGAGUUUUGGCUACAUUUUAGCUAGUCUUAGCUGGAAGACCAGCUAACCCACCAGCUUAAACCAGCUGGUCCUUUCAGCCUGGCAAAGCUGGUUAAGCUGGUCUUCCAUCCUGGUCAAGCUGGUGAGUCAGCUGGUUUUUGUUGGUGGGUCAGCUGAAGAUGUUGCCAAAACCCCUAUAUUUUGGUCUGGUUAACCAGCUAAAACCAAGCUGGGAGACUAGCUAAAACUAGCCAAUCAGCUUAGACUGGUUUUAGCUGGUCUUUUCAGUAGAGUAUUUCUCUGUUUAUUACGUUAUCGAACGAUUUGUUCCUGUUCAUAUAG